AAGUCUAUCAUGAAGGUGUUGGCAGUAUUUUUCGUCGUGAUUGCUGCAGCGAUCGCCACUCCAGUGGCUCAGGAUGCUCACAAGGCUGUCUUUGUCAAGGACAUGCCAGUGAGGAGCAACAGCAUCACUGGACGCAUUACCAACGGCUAUCCAGCCUAUGAGGGCAAAAUCCCCUAUAUUGUCUUCCUGCUGUUCGGCAACGGAAACGGUGGUGCUUGGUUGUGCGGUGGCUCAAUCAUUGGCAACACUUGGGUCAUGACUGCUGCCCAUUGCACAAAUGGUGCCGAUUCUGUGACCAUUCACUAUGGUGCUACCUGGCGCAAUCAGCCCCAAUAUACUCAUUGGGUGCAUCACAAUGACUUCGUCCAGCAUCACGAGUACGAUGGUGUCGCACUUAACAACGACAUUGCCCUGAUUCGUACCCCCCAUGUGGACUUCUGGUCGCUGGUCAACAAAGUGGAGCUGCCUCGUUUCGAUGAGCGUGACAACUGCAUUGAUGACCACUGGGCUGUCCUUUCCGGCUGGGGUGCAACCUCGGACAGUAGCGGCGCUUCCGACUAUCUGAACUGUGUGGAUGUGCAGGUUGCUUCCAAUCAUGUGUGCGAAAACUACUAUGGAGGUGGCAUCAAUGGAAACCAUCUGUGCAUUGCCACUCCUGAGAACAAGGGCUCCUGCAGCGGUGAUUCUGGUGGUCCUUUGGUCCUUCACGAUAGCAACCGCCAAGUGGGUAUUGUUUCCUUCGGUUCAUCUGCUGGCUGUGAGGCAAACGCCCCCAAGGGUUUGACUCGUGUCACUGCCUACUUGGACUGGAUUCGUGACAACACUGGCAUUUCCUACUAAAUCAACAUUAAAAUGUAAAAAUAAAGCAACAAACAGAAAUCAAA
Drosophila willistoni is the source of this 884-nucleotide messenger RNA. Its product is annotated as serine protease 1. Gene Ontology annotation, biological process: proteolysis. Gene Ontology annotation, molecular function: serine-type endopeptidase activity. The record is from RefSeq and is a predicted model, not a curated record. NCBI's taxonomy places the organism in Eukaryota, Metazoa, Arthropoda, Insecta, Diptera, Drosophilidae. The transcript has a single exon. Bases 10 to 840 code for a protein of 276 amino acids.